AUGUUGUUGAUUAGACUGGCUGCAUCAUUACACGAUCGACUAUUAGAUAAUGAUGAAGAUGAUAGUAAUGGUGAUGAAGGCUUGUCAUUCAAAGAAGAAAAGACUGAAUCUGACACUCAAUCACCACAUAGAACACUCAAGCGCAGUUCUGAAUCACCUGGCCCUCUAAAUGCUAAAAAAAUGACACCUAUGUCUGACAGACUUCCCUCUGAAGAAGAUGAGAAAUGGAAUGAUCGCAUUCGUGAAAGAUUUGAUAGCUUGGUAACAUUUGCAUCAUUAGAAUUGGAUAAACGGCGUCGUAAUAGUUCGGAUGCUGCUGCUGCUAAUACCAGUCCUGAUAGUGGUAUAGGUCAUGGUGAUCCACCACCUGCCUUACAGCCACCACCAUCACCAUCACCCCCAUUUUCACCAGCUCCAUUGGAUGGGCCAUAUAGUCCUGUACCUGCUCCUACUGUGACUGCUCCAAACAUACCAUUAAAAUAUCAACGUCACACUAACCAUAAAAAAAAGUCUUUUCGUGAUAAAUAUCGGUCCACUGGGCCAAAAGCAAAAACAUGGGCUGCCAAAUGGAUGGAUGAUGAAAUUCAAAGCACAAGCAAUUUUUUUUAAUGUUCCUUGUUAUUGUAUUUUUCAACAGUACACAUUUUUAUUGAAGAAAAGAAAAUAAAUUAUAAUUAUAAUAAUUAUACUUUUGAUGAAUUUAUUUUUAAGCAAUAUUUUACUGCCUUUAGUUUGAUUUGUUUACCGAUUGUUUUACUAUCAUUAACUAUUAUUUAUUAUUUUAUUAUUUAUUCUUUCUUUUUUUUUUUUCGUUAUCCUAUUUACUGAUUUUAGAAUAAUAAUUAAUCAAAUAAAUAAUCUGUUCACAAUAAAUAUUCUGAAUAGAAAUUAAGUACUUAACAUUGUAAAUAAUUACUUUAAAAAUGUGUACAGUAAGUAAAAUAUAAAUUAGGCAUCCCAAAUACCAUAGAAAUAAUGUGUUCUUUAUUGUUUAUUUUUAAUUUUUUUUUUUAAAAUUGUUAUUAGUAUAGGUACCUAUAAAUAUUUUUUUUUUUUUGUCAAAAUCUGUGUCUCCUCUGUUUUAUCAUUUGUUUUUUUUUUUUGACGAUAUAGCUCAUCACUGCCUUUUUAUAGAGGCCCCCAUAUUUAUAAAUAUGUACCUAUAAUAGUUCUAUAAAUUAAUAAUUAGUAUAACAAUUUUUUUUAAAAAAAUGGGGGAACUUAGACUUUUUUCAAAUAUCUUUUUAUAAUCAAUUUUUCAAACUGCCACUCGUUAAAAGUGUUCAAAUUUAAAUUGUAAACCAUUUCUUUUUUUUUUUUUGUAUUGCAAUUUGCAUAAUUUUUUGUUCCUAAGUUAUUAUAAAGUUCUCCAAUUUUGUACAGAAUAUUUUAGUGGACUUUUUGACAGAUGUUAUUUAUUUCUUUUUAUAAUAUUAUUAAGAACAUUGUACUGUUUGUACAAAAUUAUGUUACGUACUAAUAAAGUAUUGUAAAUACAUGUUAAAUAUAUUGUUUUGAUGGUACAUAUUUUUGUUUUUUUAAUUAAUUGUACUAUUACAUAAUUUAUACAUAUUCCUUGAAUAAAUGUAUUAUUUGUAUAUUCCUAUAAGUGAAAAUAAACUCUUAAUGCAUUCUUAA
Acyrthosiphon pisum (pea aphid) is the source of this 1638-nucleotide messenger RNA. RefSeq names its product rho GTPase-activating protein 26. The record is from RefSeq and is a predicted model, not a curated record. NCBI's taxonomy places the organism in Eukaryota, Metazoa, Arthropoda, Insecta, Hemiptera, Aphididae. The transcript has 3 exons. The coding region runs from base 1 to 609 and encodes 202 amino acids.